AUGCACCUGGUGGGCGCGGGCGUUCCGAAGGACGUGGCGCAGGCCAGGGCGCUCUUCCGGGCGGCCGCUGACGCGGGCGACCCAGAGGCCCAGUUCAACCUGGCAUUGCUCCACUCCGCCGCCCACGCGGAGGGGGACGACGUGUACCGGCAGGAGGCCCUGGCGGUGCUGUAUCUCUACGCGGCGUCCACCGCGGGCCACGGCGGCGCGCUCAUGGCCAUGGGGUAUCGGCACCAGCCGCGGCUACGGGGUGCCUCAGGCGUGCUCCACCGCGGUGCUCAACUAUCGGGCCAUAUCGACGUAGCGAUGAGGGUCGUCAAUAUCUACAGCGCCGGCAUGCCCCAGGCCGUGGAGCUCGUUCGCAUAAAUGUCCGCCAGGAGGAGCGCAAGGUCGUCAGCUCCGCCGAGAUGCAGCUCUUCAUUCAGAUGGCGGCGAGCGGAGACGUUGCCGUCGCUUACGCCAUAGGGAAGCGCUGGCUUCUCGGCAUUGAGGGCUUCAGGCAGGACUAUGACAAGGCGCGGCAGUACCUGACCAUGGCGGCCACCGCCGACCAUCCAGCAGCUCAGGGCCUCCUGGGUUACAUGUAUUGCCUCGGCCUGGGCAUCCCGCAGAAUCUGGACACUGCUUAUGGAUACUUCCUCUCAGCGUCGCUUCGUGGGGACGAGUUGGGGCACAACGGCCUCGGCUAUCUUUAUUUCAGGGGCACGAGCGUGCACGCGCGAAAUUACAAGCUCGCCUUCCGCCACUUCAACGAGUCCGCCGACAAGGGGUCCAGCGAUGGCAUGUUCAACUUGGCGAGCAUGUACCUGACUGGCACAGGCACCACGCAGAGUUUCCAGAGAGCCGUGCUCCAUUACACUCAGGCACUGGACCGCGGACAUACGCCCGCUGCUUACUCCUUGGCGAUCAUGUACCUCAACGGUAUCGGCGCACCAGUGAAUUGCGACAUUGCCGCGAAGCUGCUCAGGACCGUUUGCGAGCGAGGCUCGUGGGUCGCUGACAAGCUUGCAGAUGCCACCGCGCUGAGCGAGAAGAGUCCAGACAGGGCGGCCCUGCUCUACCUGAAACUCGCCGAGACAGGGCACGAAGUGGCCCAGAUGAACGUAGCGCACAUGUUCGAUGUUGGCCAGUCUUCUUUACUCUUCCCAGGCGAUGCACCGACAGAAGAUGCCAGCACGGCGGAAGCGACACGGCAGCAUGGCAGGAUCUUGGCGCAGCGUUAUUAUGAGAUGUCUGCGGAGCAGGGCAGCCCGUCAUCGGAGCUGCGCCUCGGAGAUUACGCAUUCUACGGCUGGGGGAUGUCCGCGUCGUUCCAGGACGGCGAGGACGAUGCCGACGACGGUGCCGGCAAUAGUGAGCCGUCGCCUUCUCCCGAGGUGAAGAUCAGGCCCCAGGCGGUGGACUACGAGGCCUCGCUGGCAAGAUACAGGAGGACGGCAGAGACGACCGUGACCGGCCUGUGGAUGCAGUCCUUCGUUGCGAGGGGGUAUUUCAACCUUGCAUUCAUGCACCAGUUCGGCCUCGGCGUGCCGCAGGACGUGCACCUGGCCAGGGCGCACUACCACAAGUCCCGCGAGGUGGACCCGGCCACCACCACCGCGCCGGUCGCGCUGGUGCUCCCGCUGCUUGGCCUGCACGGCCUGCUGCUCCGCGUCCCGGCGCCGCGGGCGCUGCUGGAGCGGCUGUUGCUGGACGUGCGGGUCCACGCCUUGGGCUUGCACCUGGUGGUCGCCGCCGUGCUCAUCGCCGCCCGCGCCCGCUUCUCCGCGAGCCGCCGGCCGCCGCCGCGGGCUCGCGCUCCGCGCGGGACUGUCCAGGCGCCCGCGGGCCAGCCGGGGGGCGCGCCGGGCCGCCUGGAGCUGUGA
This is a messenger RNA of Prorocentrum cordatum, 1866 nucleotides long. The record is from the annotation of a GenBank genome assembly. NCBI's taxonomy places the organism in Eukaryota, Dinophyceae, Prorocentrales, Prorocentraceae.